CAACACUAGACACUGUUGUGGCGAGGUGGUGAGACGCUCCUCAACCACUGAAGACAAAACUAAAAAACAAAAUUAAUAAUGGCAGACGAGGGUGUUGAGAGUGUAAUACGUGCAAACCGUGGUCUAGCAGCGAUCCUGGCCAACAUUGGGCGAGGGAACGAAGGAAAAAAAGAUGAUGACAGAUUUAAGAAGCCAUUUCCUCCAAAAGCAAAGGUGCCCAGAAAAAUACCGCAGCCACAGAAACAACCACAGAAACAGGAACAGCAACAAGGAUUUGACCUGGACACCACAGUAGAAUUUUCAGGAUGGGAAGACAUCAGUUCACAUCAAAACAUUGGUUUUCAGGGGGAAUACACAAAGGACGAUUGUGACUCAAGAGCAGGAUUUGAACUUGACACUUCUCAAGAUGAGAAGACAGACAACAAAAUACACAGGCAGGAACAAGACACAGACGUUGGCGACCACAUAAACAAACAAGAUGGAGAUAGUGGUGAUAGCAGCGAACAGAGAGAAGAAGCUAAAGGAAAACGAGCCGCUGAUAAUACCACUCAAAUUAGCCAUAACAAAGAUGAAGACGUCUACGGUCCAAAAGAGUUGAGCUCUUGGAGUGACAUCUUAGAAUACAAUGAUGACCACGACUCCGCAUGGUUUGAAGCUGAAAACAAGAGAUUGGCUGAAAAGUAUGGUGGUACAUUCAUCAUAGUGAAGUACACAGACAGCCAGCCAGUAAGGGUGGGAUACUAUUGUGAGCUUUGUUUUGCAGAAAUGAAUGCAAAGAAGUCCUUGGAAUCACAUUGCAUGGGUAUGAAGCAUUUGAGGAAAAAGAAUAUAUGGGAAAUGAAUCAAGGAAAAUCUGUUGAAGAAAAAAUUGAAGCUCCUCCUGAAGAACCUAAUAAUAAAAAUGAAGGCCAAGCAGGAAGGAGACAAGACCCACCACCUAGACGAGGUCGAUCUGAUAGGCCGCGACCUUCUCAGGGGCGUCCCCCACCACAUCCGAGAGGUCACUAUGAAAGUCGUGAUCGUUCUGGAUAUGGUGGGAGAAUGGGUUCAGCUGGGAGGGACUACAAUCGCUAUUAUGAUGAUUAUGAUCGAAGGUCUCCAUAUGGUGGGGGUCGUUAUGACAGGGGAAGAUAUGACAGAAGCAACGUUCCAUACAGUGACAGGCAGACAUAUGAUGACUUACAUUACAGAAGCAGGGCUGAUUCUGACCCAUACCCUUAUGAACGUAACAAACGCCGCACUCCACCUCCUCCAAGGAUAUCCUCAACCCAGAAAACCUUACCAGCUGUUCCACUACCACCCCUAGAUGCUCCUGUUCAUGGGCCAACUGGAACACUUCUCAAACAACUGUCUGACUGUGAGGUGAGGGAUGAAAAGGAUGUGGAUCUUGCCUCCGAUGUUAUCACCAUGCUUUUAAAGGGUCUCUCGGAUUUCCACAGGAAACAAGGUUCUUCCAGUUCUGUUCAUUUGAUAUCAGAGGCACAGAUCAAAUUUGACAUUAUGAAAGAGCUCAUAAAUGUGCCCAACCCAGAGGUGUCAACUUGGAUGUGAACCACACAGAUACAACAAACACCAGAAUAUCAUAAUGCAGCAGCCAUUACUGAACAACCAGUAAGCUUCACCUUGGAUGUGAAUUAUUGUACAAAUGCAAUAAACAGUAAAAUAUUUAUGAAGUAAACACUAUGAAAAAAA
This is a messenger RNA of Homarus americanus (American lobster), 1692 nucleotides long. RefSeq lists its product as uncharacterized. NCBI's taxonomy places the organism in Eukaryota, Metazoa, Arthropoda, Malacostraca, Decapoda, Nephropidae. The record is from RefSeq and is a predicted model, not a curated record. Bases 79 to 1551 code for a protein of 490 amino acids. The transcript is spliced from 13 exons.